Dufourea novaeangliae is the source of this 1377-nucleotide messenger RNA. Its product is annotated as putative fatty acyl-CoA reductase CG5065. Lineage: Eukaryota; Metazoa; Arthropoda; Insecta; Hymenoptera; Halictidae. Gene Ontology annotation, cellular component: peroxisome. Gene Ontology annotation, biological process: long-chain fatty-acyl-CoA metabolic process. Bases 1 to 1377 code for a protein of 458 amino acids. The record is from RefSeq and is a predicted model, not a curated record. Gene Ontology annotation, molecular function: alcohol-forming very long-chain fatty acyl-CoA reductase (NADP+) activity. The transcript has 5 exons.
AUGACUCUGCGCGAGUGGUACGCGAACCGCGAGGUGUUCCUAACCGGAGUGACCAGCAAUGUGGGAAGAACGCUCAUCGAGAAGAUCCUUUAUUCCUUCCCCGAGGCGAAGGUGUACGUUAUGCUGAGAUCCCGGAGCGGAUUCAAUAAAGAAGACAGGAUCAAGCAGAUUUUCCUGUCGCCUGGUUUCGAGAGGCUAAGGCAGAUAGACCCAAACGCGAUUUCUCGCGUGAAAGUGUUGGAGGGCAAUCUGCUGUACGAUGGGCUAGGAUUGAGCAAGGAGGACAAGAAUCUCUUGCAGAAUGUCAGCGUGGCGUUUCACGCGGCUGGUCCACACGACGGGAUGUUCGAGUUCUGCCAGGAGCUCCCGCGGCUCGAGGUAAUGGUCGCCAUCUCGUGUAUUUUUCGUCACAAGGGACGAAUCACCGAAUCGCUGCAAAACGAACGGGUACCGAACGGAUCGGUGGCGUUGGUGCGGGUUCCUCUCGUCGGGCCGUCCCUUCGCGAACCCAUGCCAGGCUUCGUCGACGUGCUCAAAGGACCGACGGCUUUCAUGGUAGGAGCAGGCCUCGCCCUGGGCAACUCUGAGUUUCAAGCGGAAAUCAUUCCAAUCGACCUGACGGUCAACACCCUCAUUGCCGUUGCUUGGGAACGAGCCACCGCGAAAGAUGUACAGGGAACGGUGGUGUACAACGCGGUGUCCCUUGAUUGCACGUGGAACGAGCUGAUUAAGAAAGGUAGUCAAGGCAAUCGAAAGUUUACAUAUCCGACUUUUGGAUUCCGUGGUAUGACAUCUUCGGCAGCCUUACAUUGGAUUCUAGUGAUGCUUUUUGAAUGGUUGCCAUCCGUGCUUUGCGACACGAUUCUCGGCCUCUGCGGAGCGAAGAAAAGGCUUCUACAGGAGCACCGGAAAGUUCGUAAUGCACUUCGAUCUCUUGAGUCAAUUUCAUGGAGGUCCUGGUCAGCAGAGAGGAAUCAUGUGUAUCAGCUCCAACAACGUCUCACCCCAGAAGACCAAGAUGCAUUUCCGGUUGCCACGGAAAUCGACAUCGAGAGUUACGUACUAUGCGCUGCCGCGGCCGCCAGGAAGCAUUGCGUCGACGAGGCCAAUAUCAGUCUCGUAAAAAUCUUUCGGCUACUUUUCUUCUUCCUAGUCGGGACUGCCAUCCUCUACUCGCUCUUCUUAUCUUCAUUCCACGUGAUCCCUCGACACGACGAACCACCGUGUUUCCUUUUCCGGCGUUCCUGUAACGAUGGUCCCGAGGAAAUAGAAUCGUCACCGACACGAUUAAUCUCCCAAUUACAAUGGAACAGCCAGCCAAUUCGGUGCAGCGCCGCGUUUGGUAAUCGUACCCCUCUCUAUUUUGCAAGAAAAUGA